Messenger RNA from Rana temporaria (common frog), 1217 nucleotides. Its product is annotated as olfactory receptor 151-like. Gene Ontology annotation, cellular component: membrane. Gene Ontology annotation, biological process: G protein-coupled receptor signaling pathway. Gene Ontology annotation, molecular function: olfactory receptor activity; G protein-coupled receptor activity. Lineage: Eukaryota; Metazoa; Chordata; Amphibia; Anura; Ranidae. Bases 1 to 939 code for a protein of 312 amino acids. The record is from RefSeq and is a predicted model, not a curated record. The transcript has a single exon.
AUGUAUGUUAAUCACACUAUCACCAACUAUUUUAUCAUUAAAGGAAUUUCUGAUGUUCCUGAAAUACAAAUUACAAUUUUCAUCAUAGUUCUUUUGGUUUAUCUCAUCACUCUUGUUGGUAACAUGACCAUCCUUCUUUUGAUCUGCUUGGACUCCCAUCUUCACACCCCCAUGUACUUCUUUUUAGCUAAUUUGUCCAUUGUGGAUAUGACUUGCACUACUGCUGCAUUACAUAAGAUCCUGAUGAGCUUUGUUACUGGGGAUAAAAUGAUUUCAUUUUUUUGUUGCAUGUUACAAACCUUCAUGUCUGGAUCGUUAACAGUACAUGAACUAUUUAUACUGACUGCAAUGAGUUAUGAUCGUUAUGUAGCCAUCUGUAACCCUUUGAGUUACCAUUUGAUUAUGAGCCAAAGAAAUUGUGCUUUUUUGGCCUCUCUCUGUUGGGUGUUGGGUUUCCUACUUGUUGCUCCUCUUGUGGGAAUAUUAUCUAGUUUCUCUUGCUACUCAUCAGUUGAAAUCAAUCACUUCCUCUGUGACAUUGUCCCCUUGAUGAAAAUCACUUGUAGUAACACUUCCAUUUUGGAUGUAUUAUUCUUCAUAGAAGGUUUAUUCCUUUUCACUAUCAUCCCAUUUCUUUUGACCUUCAUUCCUUACAUCUUUAUAUUAGCAGCCAUACUGAGGAUCCAGUCAAACAUUGGAAGACGUAAAGCCUUCUACACUUGUUCCUCUCACCUUACAAUAGUCAUCCUUCUCUAUACGAUUCUUGCUAGUCAAUACCUGACACCAAGUUCAACAAACUCACUGGAUUCAAAGAAACUGUUUGCAUUGUUUAAUGCAGUUGCCAUCCCUCUGCUCAAUCCACUGAUCUACAGUUUAAAAAAUAAAGAUGUAAAAGUAGCUUUAGGACGAAAGUUGAAUAGAAGUAAAAUAUUCCCCUAAAUGUUUCCCAAUAUUUCUUCCAUAUAUUUUGCUUUACACUAAGCAAAGAAGCAUGUCUUUUUCUUUGGAAAAAAAAUAAGCAUCAUUGAAGCUGUAAGGAACAUGGGACAUAUUCAGACUUUAUGAAUAUGUAAACAUCAUGCUUAAUGUGUGAAUGUGGUAUCGAGCUUCAAAUGUUAAAAUGUAUGAUUAGUCAGAUAAGACACUUACAGUAUAUAAUGAUUUGGGUAUUAUUCCAUUUGUAACUAUUUUCAUUUAUAGUUUUACUUAUUCAAUAA